AUGAUCCUUCGCUUUCCAAUACAGGCCAAGUUCCUAUCACAGAGUGUUCUUAUAACAGCAGGACUUGCAGCUUUUACAUCUUACGCAAGCUCUUCAUUUGUGCAAUGCGAAGAGACACUACAGUCCAAAGUAGCAUUAGAUCCAAAGGAAUUUCGAUCAUUUCCAGUACGUAAAGUUGAGCGUAUUAAUCACAAUACGAAACGCGUGACAUUUGAUCUACCGACAGCAGAACAUGAGAUGGGUCUCAUCACACCUAGUUGUCUAAUGGCACGUGCUAAGGUUAAUGGAAAAACAGUCGUGCGUCCUUAUACGCCUACGAAUGUGAAUGAGGAGAAGGGUUUUCUAGAACUCGUGGUGAAAGGUUAUCCAGAUGGAACGAUGAGUAAACAUAUUGUACAACUGAAAGAGGGUGAUUCACUCGAAAUGAAAGGACCUUUUCGCAAGUUUAACUAUUAUCCAAACAGGUACAAGAGCAUCGGGAUGAUUGCUGGCGGCACUGGUAUCACUCCGAUGCUGCAGCUCAUUAAGACCAUUUGUCGCAAUCCAGAAGAUCGUACGGAGAUUACGUUGCUGUACUGUAGUGUGUCGGAGAAUGAUAUUAUCCUGCGCGAGGAAGUUGAGGCUAUGAUGUACCUUUACCCGCAAAUAUCGGUAAUCCACGUGCUGAGCAAUCCGUCUGCUGAAUGGCAGGGUCUAAAGGGUUUUGUCUCCAAGGAGAUGCUUGAGAAGUACAUGCCUGAACCAUCGGAUGAUAACCUCGUGUGUGUCUGCGGCCCACCGCCAAUGAUGUACCACGUCUCGGGCGACAAGGCGAAGGACAGGUCCCAAGGCGAACUGCAGGGUUUGCUCAAACAGCUGAACUACACGUCGACACAAGUGUUUAAAUUUUAG
Peronospora belbahrii is the source of this 891-nucleotide messenger RNA. NCBI's taxonomy places the organism in Eukaryota, Oomycota, Peronosporomycetes, Peronosporales, Peronosporaceae. The record is from the annotation of a GenBank genome assembly.